This is a messenger RNA of Pistacia vera, 1359 nucleotides long. Its product is annotated as RING-H2 finger protein ATL20-like. NCBI's taxonomy places the organism in Eukaryota, Viridiplantae, Streptophyta, Magnoliopsida, Sapindales, Anacardiaceae. The coding region runs from base 49 to 1236 and encodes 395 amino acids. The record is from RefSeq and is a predicted model, not a curated record. The transcript has 2 exons. Gene Ontology annotation, molecular function: polysaccharide binding.
AGUCACUGAUUAACUUUAAAAAAAAAAAAAAAAAAAAAAAAAAAAAAAAUGGUUGCCUCUCAACUCUACUUCUUCUCCUUUUCCUUUGUUUUCUCAUCCUUUCUCCGUUUAGCAACCAGCAGCCUUCGAAUUUGCCCGGGUUGGUGCGAUGGCAGUGGACCAAUUAUUUUUCCUUUCCGGCUCACCGAUCAACUCGAACGUUGUGGGUACCCAGGCUUUGAGCUUUCAUGCAAAAUGAGUGACGUAUUUAUCCACCUCCCCAACUCAUCGGGAAAUGGAUUCAUUGUCCAAAAGAUUGACUACCUAUCACAAACUCUAUCAAUCAACGACCCCGAUCAUUGCCUCCCUAAAAGAUUCCUUGAUCACUCUUUUAGCCUUUCGGGUUCUCCCUUUGAACAUGUAAGCCCUGUUGAAAACUUCACAUUUUUAAACUGUUCGUCCGAUCAGAUACCGGAAGUCAUCGGGUUAAGGUAUAUUGAUUGUUUAAGCGGAGGAAAUUAUUCGACCGUGGCUAUACGAGCUUCUCGUUAUAACGAAUCUGGGUUAUCAUUAUCAAGUUAUUGUUCGAAUAUUUCCACCAUCUUGGUUCCAGUUCUGUGGCCAAGGUGGUCCAAUCUUGAAGAUGGAGUUCUCUUGAAAUGGAGCGAGCCUGAUUGUCAAUCAUGUGAAGACCGACGUGGGGUUUGUGGUUUCAAGAAAUUUGAGGGUCAGGAUAUGAAUAUUGGAUGCGCCAAUAUUCCCACUGGAACGGGUUUUCUUCCAAGGGGUGCCAAGUAUGGGAUAAUCGUAGGCGUAGCAAUUCCAGGACUAUUGUGCCUCAUUGGACUAGGAUGUUGCUUGUGUGGCAAGGUGAGGGCUCAAUAUUACGAGCGCCGUCGCUUAAACAACAGAUUGAUCCAUUCCUUUAGUCUCACAGAACGGCCGGUUGUAUUGACGGGUCUCGACAGACCAACCAUAGAGUCAUUCCCCAAAACGAAGCUCGGAGAAAGCAGACGAUUACCGAACCCAAAUGACAACACUUGUCCAAUUUGCCUCAGUGAGUACCAGGCCAAGGAAACAUUGAGGACAAUCCCUGAAUGCAACCAUUAUUUCCAUGCGAAUUGCAUAGACGAAUGGCUUAAAAUAAAUGGAACAUGCCCACUGUGUCGCAAUUCACCAGAAGGCUCUGAUAUAGUAACACCUUCUAUGUCAACUUCUUCGCAUUCGUCCCCCUCUUCAUUUUCGUCUGUUCCAUAGAAGACCAUAUGGGUUGUACAUAAGAGUUUAGUGUGGUUGAAUAAUUUGUCAGAAUUUGCCGUCUUAUAGACUCAUUCAAAUUUAGGUUAAGUUUAAUAGUAAGUUAUAAACUGUUUUGAAUCA